Molecule: messenger RNA, 2451 nt
Organism: Geodia barretti
Lineage: Eukaryota; Metazoa; Porifera; Demospongiae; Tetractinellida; Geodiidae
Source: the annotation of a GenBank genome assembly
CAGAGGCUUUGUGGACAUUUUUCCAGACUCUCAAUCCUGUUUGUAAUGACGCAUGAACAUCAUAAUUAUGUACUUUACUUCCUGUGCAGCGGUCGGCACCGUUCCUGCUGACUCCCCACACUCAGGCUCAGUUUGGGAAGAUGAACGAAGACUUUGACAGCAUGCUCCAGAGAAACCAGAUUCUCCUCCCCGUGGCCGACCAGCUGACUGGAGCUGGGGUAGGGGGUGGAGAAAUGAACGUGGUCAGGGAGAGAGGUCCUCCGCGAGUGAUGCCAGUGACUGUCCCAGUCACCCAGUCUCCGGGAACCGUCAACACACAGAUCGCUCAGCACCUGGCACAGCAGAUGGACGCGAGAGUGAUCACCUCCUCCUCGGCCGCAGCUAGUGGCAACUCCAGUGGCUCCGCCGCCAGCAGCUCUGGCACCAUUUCUUCCCUCAUAUCCCCCCAGAGUGAUAUGUCGGCCAGUCCAGUGUUUGCCAAGAGUCUAAAGUCACCUGCCGCCAUGCCACCUCCUCUGGGGACACCAACUAGACUUCAGACUCUGAGGAACCAGUCCCUCAAACUGCACCUCCCUGGCAGUGGACGCAGCUACAUCUCACUAGGUAGUGGAGGUAGCACCAGUCCAGGUGGGAGGAGAGGGAGAGAUGGAGGAGACGGAGAUGAAGGGGCGGGCCCUGGUACUAAGCCACACCUACGUGUCAAGAUCCCCGGGCAGAAAGGCUUUGUACCCAGAACUCAAGCCAUCUCGCCACUGCCUCAGAUGGAACUAACUACGGCUGCCAUUUCCGGAGCCAAAAAUACCACUACCACUACAAUGAAUGCGCAACAACGGUCCGACAAAGACGGCCCCACACAGACCACGAACGCCGGUACCACACACACAGAAUCCCUUACCACACCGGUUCUAUCGUUGGCCACGCCCAACCUCCUGAGUGCGCUCCCUCCGCCGCUAUUCUCCGGCCUCAGCGGAGAUUUUCCAUUCAGUGCAUUCAUGAGCGGUGGUCUCGGUAGUGGUACCAGUGGAGGGGGUGGGGGUGGGGAACUUUCGUCUGCUUUGGUCGCAUUCCCCGUGAGCAUCCAACCGUCGUCGACAAGCGGUGGCAACUCGUCCGCGGGGAACAUAGUCCUCCAGGCGCAAAACAUGGGGCAACCAUUUCUCCUGACUCCAAACGUGGAUCCUCGACAGAAUCCCUUACUCUCGCAAACCACCUUCACCCCUCCCCCCUCGUCGUCGUCACUGAGUCCAAACGUGAGGGACUUGGAGCAGCUCAAGCAUCAGUACGAGAGAGUACAGCAGCAGCUCCUGCAGCAACAACUGUUCAUUUCCCAACAACUGCACCAUCAACAGCAGCAGAUUCUGGGAGGAAAGGAGGGGGGAGGGACCGGAGCAGCGAGGAAAUCGACUCCUGUACCUCCGAGUAAGGAAGGCUCGAGCCAACAUAAGGAUACUGGUACUUCUGGGGGAGGAGAUGGGGGAGAGAGGCCAAGGACACAGCUGCAAACCAUGUCACCUUCCCUCCGGGACGGACAGGAAGACAUGGACACAGGGGAGAGUGUUGGGACACCGCCGAAGAGACGGAGAGUUGAAUCUUCUCCAGAUGAGCAGCCCACUUCUGUCUAGACGACACCACUUCCCAGCCAGCCCCUCUUCCUUCUUUCACACCCCACCCUCUCUGUCCUUUCUUUAAUUCUCCCCGCUCUCACUUGCAGAACUCAAUUUAUAUAGCAACAUUACGGAACAAUAGCCCCUUUUUGUAUUGUUCAUUGUACAGAUAUACAAUGCAAACCGAUAACUGAUGUGAUACAUGCAUAUUAUAUAACUCAGUGAAAUAAAAAUAAUAUCGAAUGUGUGUAUAAUUAGUGUAAAAGCUAUAUGCAGGUGGAGAGUCCAUGUGUACAUCAGACGACUACUUCUUGCAGUGUGCAAGUUUCGGUAGCCGUCUUCAUUGAGAGCACAGCCCAACACACCUGGUGUGUGCAGGCUGUGCCAGGGACUCCACAGGCAUAUACAGCUACCAAGAAGGGUGGUUGCCUAACACAUGGGAGGUCUACUGUCAGGAAACGUCAACACACUGGCUAGCAGUAGCGGGAGCAAUGGAUUCCUCCGGGGCAGUUUAAUCUUCCGGAGCCUUAGGCUCUGUUUGUCAUCGACCUCCUUGCUGCUAGUGACGGUGGUGGUGGUAUCUGACGAGUCCGGUGGUGGAGUUUUCUCCCCGGCCUUAUCGUCCUCCUGUGUCUUGUCUUUUUUGGCGCCCUUGAACCAGUCCACAAGUGGUUUUAUCACCGCCCUCCAUAGCAGGAGGCCCAGCGGGACCACUAUACACGUUAGUCAGACCAUGCCCUACAGGCCUACACUGGCUGCAGAAACUCGGCAAACUGUUGAUCGACGAGGCCGAGGGAGAGCCGGAGCGUUUCUUUCUCUAGCUAGCUCUCGCGCAGAUCCCGUGAUC